Sus scrofa (pig) is the source of this 4495-nucleotide messenger RNA. RefSeq names its product T-box transcription factor 18 (gene TBX18). Gene Ontology annotation, biological process: morphogenesis of embryonic epithelium; positive regulation of DNA-templated transcription; regulation of transcription by RNA polymerase II. Gene Ontology annotation, cellular component: nucleus; chromatin. Gene Ontology annotation, molecular function: DNA-binding transcription factor activity, RNA polymerase II-specific; RNA polymerase II cis-regulatory region sequence-specific DNA binding. The record is from RefSeq and is a predicted model, not a curated record. Lineage: Eukaryota; Metazoa; Chordata; Mammalia; Artiodactyla; Suidae.
AGUGCUGACAGAUCAAGGCAACAAAUUUCAAUUACAAUCCCUAAUUUGUGUCCGCAGAGUGUUUUUUACCCAUGUUAGUCCUCUCUGGCGCAUCAGUCGAGGCAGAUCUUGGAGCAGCCGGAGGAGGUGGAGGGGGUGGGAGCGAAGGAGUCCAUCAGUGAGGGAGCGCGCGCGAGAGACCAAGGGAAGGAAACUUGGAGGGCGCGUUGCUGGUUCCUCGGAUCCCAGCACCAGCGCGAAAGAGGAAACGCCAAAUUUGUUUUUGCCCGCGGCGGGGCAGGGGGCAGAUCUCGGUCUGCGGGAGGCCCUGAGAGUCGUUCAGAUUUUGGUCGGGGAAGGAAAGCGAGUGUGUGCGUGUGCCUGUGUGUGUGUAUAUGAGCGAGCGGCGGGCGCCGGGCGGCGGGAAUGGCCGAGAAGCGGAGGGGUUCGCCAUGCAGCAUGCUAAGCCUUAAGGCGCACGCCUUCUCCGUGGAGGCAUUGAUCGGCGCGGAGAAGCAGCAACAGCUUCAGAAGAAGCGACGAAAGCUGGGCACGGAAGAGGUGGCUGGGGCCUUAGAUGACGGAGGCUGCAGCCGUGGCGGCGGCGCGAGCGAAAAAGGCUCUUCUGAGGGGGAUGAAGGUACUGCGCUCCAGCCGCCGGCGGGGGCGGUGUCCGGGCCCACCCGGAGCUGCGCAGAACUGGAGCGGAGCUGCGGCUCCCGCGGAACCGCGGGAAGCUGUGAGGACGGGUUCCUGCACGGCGCUUCCCCGCUGGCGUCCCCAGGAGGCUCCCCGAAGGCGUCCCCGGCGCCGGCCCUGGCCCGGCCGGGGACCCCGCUGCCCUCGCCGCAGACCCCGCGGGUGGAUCUGCAGGGAGCUGAACUCUGGAAGCGCUUUCAUGAGAUUGGCACGGAGAUGAUCAUCACCAAGGCGGGCAGGCGCAUGUUUCCAGCAAUGAGAGUGAAGAUCUCUGGAUUAGAUCCUCACCAGCAGUAUUACAUUGCCAUGGAUAUUGUGCCAGUGGACAACAAGAGAUACAGGUAUGUUUACCACAGCUCUAAAUGGAUGGUAGCCGGUAAUGCUGACUCCCCUGUGCCACCCCGGGUUUAUAUUCAUCCGGACUCACCUGCUUCGGGGGAGACUUGGAUGCGACAAGUAAUCAGUUUUGACAAGCUGAAGCUCACCAACAAUGAACUGGACGACCAAGGCCAUAUUAUUCUUCAUUCUAUGCACAAAUACCAACCACGAGUCCAUGUCAUCCGUAAAGACUGUGGGGAUGAUCUUUCUCCCAUCAAGCCUGUCCCAUCUGGGGAGGGAGUGAAGGCGUUCUCCUUUCCAGAAACUGUUUUCACCACUGUCACCGCCUAUCAGAAUCAGCAGAUUACUCGCCUGAAGAUAGAUAGGAACCCCUUUGCCAAAGGCUUCCGAGACUCUGGGCGUAACAGAAUGGGCUUGGAAGCCCUUGUGGAGUCAUAUGCGUUUUGGAGACCUUCACUACGGACUCUCACCUUUGAAGAUAUCCCUGGAAUUCCCAAGCAAGGAAAUACCAGUUCUUCCACCUUACUCCAAGGUUCUGGGAAUGGUGUUCCGGCCACCCACCCUCAUCUUUUGUCCGGCUCCCCUUGCUCAUCUCCCGCCUUUCAUCUGGGUCCCAACACCAGCCAGCUGUGUAGUCUGGCCCCAGCUGACUAUUCCGCCUGUGCCCGCUCGGGUCUCACACUCAACCGGUACAGCACAUCUUUGGCGGAGACCUACAACAGGCUCACCAACCAGACAGGCGAGACUUUCGCCCCGCCCAGGACUCCCUCCUACGUGGGCGUGAGCAGCAGCGCCUCGGUGAACAUGUCCAUGGCCGGCACGGAUGGGGACACCUUCAGCUGCCCGCAGACCAGCUUGUCCAUGCAGAUUUCCGGCAUGUCUCCCCAGCUCCAGUACAUCAUGCCUUCACCCUCCAGCAACGCCUUUGCUGCUAACCAGACCCACCAGGGUUCCUACAACACGUUCAGGUUACACAGCCCCUGUGCCUUGUAUGGAUAUAACUUCUCUACAUCCCCCAAACUGGCUGCCAGUCCUGAGAAAAUUGUUUCUUCCCAAGGAAGUUUCUUGGGGUCCUCGCCGAGUGGGACCAUGACGGAUCGGCAGAUGUUGCCCCCCGUGGAAGGAGUGCACCUGCUUAGCAGUGGGGGUCAACAGAGUUUCUUUGACUCUAGGACCCUAGGAAGCUUAACUCUGUCAUCAUCUCAAGUGUCUGCACAUAUGGUCUGAUGAAGCCUUUAAGUUAAACUGCAUUCAAAUCCGACUGAUGUAUUUUCUUUCUUUCUUUUCUUUUGGAAACUAAUAUGAAAAGAAACUAUCAGUAGCUUAUAAAAUGUACAUAUAAUAGAAAAAGAAGGCUCCCUGAGUUUUUUAACUUUCUAAUGGUGAGAUUGUAAUUAUCUAUGGUAUAUACGUGUACUGUAUAUGGCAUGUGGAGUUUUGCAGGCUGCAAAAUCACAUCCUCUCUUGGUUAUUUCCCCUGGUUCAUCCAGUUGCACAGAAUAUUGGCAUACAUGUAGUAUGUUUAACCGAAGUUCUCAUGCUUUUAAAAGAAACAAAUAGCAAACUUAAAACUUGCAAUGAUACUAACCAGACUAAGACUUUUAACUUAAUUUUUCAGAAAAAUGCUCUACCCAGUUUUGUACUUGAGUGUUGAAAACCAGCAGUAACCAGCGCACACAGAGUCUUGUGAUUUCUGUUAUUCUUAGGCACUGUGUGAGAACCUAAAAUGUAAAAGCCAGUUGAAAUCUUUGCAUUAGUUUGGAGGAAUUUGUAAUCAUGAAGGAUUAACUUUGAUAUUAGGUGACUUUGGUUCUGUAAAAAUUCAUAACCCACAAUAAUUAUUUUCUUCAGAAAGAUGGAGAGGUUUGUGAUUUUUUUUUCACUUUCCAUUGGACGUAUAAGAGGCACUUAUUCAUCUGCGGAGAAUAAAUUUCCAGUAUUUAGUAUUUUUUUGCUCAUUUUAAUUAGUAUCAAGGAGACUAUUUAAGCAUGCCCUGUAAACGUUUUUAAAUUCCAGUUUUCACCAGGGAAGGAAUAUAUGAUAUGUGUGGAAUGGCAAAAAGAAAAUAAAUCCACCUCAAAUUCUUUGAUUCCAGCGAGAAAUAUCUAACUUUUUAAAUCAAGAGGAAUAAUACUGUCAGCUAUCCCUUAGGUUUUUACAGUGUGGUUUUUUCAUUCAGGAUUUUUUUUUUUUCCCCAUUUUGCUUUGAGUUUCCUGAUCCGUGGUCUCUAAGUAAGGGAAAAGGCAUUCAUGCUACUUACUUCUGCCUCGUAACUCCUACAAAUUGAAACCUCCCGCCUCCUGAACCUUGUGCCUCUGAGUCAUUCUCAAAACAGAAAGAUUCUAGGCCUUCGUGGUGUUAAAUGACACUGUAAGGAAUUUCAGGGGGUUAUCUCCGGCAAUCUGUCUUUUGGGGGUUGCAGUGCAAAGGCCAAAGCCCAUUACUAUGAAGGCCCUCUUGGAGGACUAAGGAGGAAGAUACCAAUUAUGAUAAAGGCGCUGUAAAACUUUUAACCUCAACAUCAUUUUUAACCUCAAAAGUGGAAAAAAAAUGAAACGCAGCAUUAUUUUGAAAAAAUUCCUUCAAUGAUGUAUACACCAUUUCAAAACAAGUCAUUCCUUUGAUAGAGCAUCAUGAGAUGAGUUGGAAAGGCUACGAUUGCAUGGUGAACAGCAUUACUGCAUGUCUGUUAAGAAACUAAAAUUAUGUGCCUGUGCACUGACUCAUUACAAUUCAUGUAGUGGCCAAAUGAAAGCAGUGUGGUUUCCUUUCAGUGCUUAAACAGAAUUGCUUUAACCCAGGUUCCCCAUUUAACCCCAUCCCUAGGUUAGAUGGGGAAGGAGGUAGCUCCUGAUUUGCCUCUUUACUUUAAAACAGUGUGACGGUUACAUAUUUAGGGGGAUUACUGUUUGAACAGUUUGCACAGAUGUGAGUGUUUAUAAAUACCAAUAAAUUUACAUGGACUCUGUAACCAUUCAUCAAAUCAGCACUGAUGUUUAAAUUUAAAAUUAGCACAAAGGCACAUGUCAUCUUUCCAAUAGGUAGAUCUGUGUAAGAUGUUUGUGUAUGGUCUUAAUAGCUUGACACAGAUUUGGGAACAGAACAUCUCAGCCUGAGAGCUUGGCAUAAUUUAAGGAGAAUAAGGGUUUUCCAUCUUGAGAAAGCAUGGAAAGUAAUGAUCUAUACCUAGAUGUACUAAUAAGAUGAGGAUUUUCCUUUUUUGUUCUUCGUGAUUUGAGAUGACUCCACAGUACGAGUAGAAUUUUUAAGUAAUCUUUUCUUUUUGAUUUAGCAAUAUUUUACAAAUGCUAUUUCCUUUAGGUUUUACUGUAAAUAUUAAUCAUCAUGUCACUUCAAAGGCUAGCCUUUUAUUAUUAUAUUAAAUGACAUACAUACAUUGAUAAUUAUAAUUAUAUAUCUGUAUUUUAUUAAAAAUGCUUAAGAAAUUAUAUAUUAAAGUGUGUUACUAAACCCUU